AUGCUAAAAGCCGUCGCGGGACACUGGGACCUCCUUCUGGUCGCAGCGGUCGUGCUCGUCUGCCAAGUUGGCCUCUUCUACCUGCACGCGUGGCGCUGCCAGCUGCUGCAGCACCACCAGUCGAGCGAUUCGCUUCUGGUGCUCGUCGUCACGGAUGUCCAUAUGCUCGGCAAGAGACGGCGCUCGUGGAUCGAGCGCUGGUGGGUGGAUUGGCAGGUGUGGGCGUCUGUUCGGGCAGCGGUCGAUGUGCAUCGUCCCGACGUGGCGCUCGUGCUGGGCGACCAAUUCGACGAAGGCGGUCCCUGGACGUCGAAUUCGGAUUGGAACGAGUAUGCGGUUCGCUUUUUCCGAGCGGUUGCCCGUUUGCUGCCGCUCAAGACGCUGUACCUGGUGGGGAAUCACGACGCGGCGUUCGGACGGGACCUGCAGCCAAAGGAUCUUGUGCGCUUCGAAGAUACGUUUGGAGCUGCGAAUCGCAUCGAAGAGAGUGGAGGGCACGUGUUUGUGAGUCUCAAUACAAUGGCACUGGACUCAGACGUGACGAGGGAAGCGGUGCAGGUCGAAGCGAGAAACUUCUUCGAAAGUAUCAAUGCGAGCGAACUUCGAGCGCACGCGGACGGUCGUGUGGUGCUGCUGACCCAUCUACCGCUCUUCCGUGCCGACGAUCUCCAGUGUGGCGAAGCGCGACGGGCCGAGUCGGGGCACGUCACGUACGAACACCCAGGCUUUGCCUAUGCGGAACACCAUCACGUCCUCUCGCGCGAGCUUUCUGCAGAGCUGCUGAGCAAGUUGCAGCCGGAUCUCGUGCUGUCGGGACACACCCAUGCGUGGUGCGCGUACCAACAUCCCAAUGCAAAGGCUAUGGAGUACACCGUCCCAGCGUUUUCGUGGGGCCAGCGGCCGGACCCGAGUUACGCGCUGCUGCAGCUGCCUCGCAGUGGUCACGAUCACCGGCCAAAGGUGUCUGCGUGCCACUUGCCGCACGAAUCGUUUGUCUUUGCGACGUAUGCGGUGACGCUUCUUCUCGUCCUACUGGUCCGUGCGGUCAGGUGUGUUCGCACACUGCAGACGUCAACCGCUAAGGCCAAAGGCGCGUAA
Hyaloperonospora brassicae is the source of this 1098-nucleotide messenger RNA. The record is from the annotation of a GenBank genome assembly. NCBI's taxonomy places the organism in Eukaryota, Oomycota, Peronosporomycetes, Peronosporales, Peronosporaceae.